CAGCCCUAGCCCACAACUCCCGCAUUUGGCGAUGAGCACCACAUCUCGUCCUCCGCCUGGGCCUCAACUCUUGCUCAGCCAUAGUGUCGUGACCGGUCGUCUUUGCAAGCUCGUCUGUGCCGUUACCUCUUUCGAGGGCUGUGUCUGGAUUAUAACCGGCUGUAUUUGAAGGCUACAGGUUGCCGCAUGUUCAAGUAGUUCGCAAUGAAGUUCGUCGAGAUUCAAGAUCUUGAGCAGAUCAAUUCUGCUCUCCAGUUCGACACCCCCGACUGCAAGGUAGUCGGGGGUUGCGACCUCUACACAACAAAGGCUGCGGGCGGUGAUAAGAAGCUCUACAAGUCCAUCGACAAGCAACUGCACGCCAUGCACCAAGACAACAUCCUCCUCUCAUCCUCUCUAAGUCCCCCGUCAUAUUCACCUCCUUUAGAGCGCUCAGGAAGCAUGAUGAUGUCGCGAUCGUCUGAAAACGGCUUAUCUUCAUCUCUCCUCGCGACCACCUCGUCCACCUCCGUCGGCGCUUCUCCAUUCGGUCCUCUCGAUCAGGUCUCGUCGCGGCGGACUUUCGCCUAUCUAAUUGCUGUUUUGAACGCGAGUCAUCCUGACCACGAUUUCUCAUCUCUGCGGCCCGAAGAUUUCAAACGCGAGCGGAGCGCGACUCAAGUUGUGAAUGCGUUUAACAACACACUAUUUGGCGUCGGCAUGCCGGUUCCCCCGCGGCUGUGGGAAAUAGUUGACAGCCAUAUCGAUCUGAAGGAUUCCGUUAUCUACAGCCACACCCCGUCGCCAUCAUUUCUUGCCGACGAACCCGGAACAAUAUGGUCGAUGAUGUGGUUCUUCUUCAACAAGCGGCGCAAACGCGUGUGUUAUCUCUUUUUAAAGGGAACCCGCCAUUCUUAUCAUCUUGGUCGCAAAUCGGCGAACCGGAUAGCCGACGACGACGAUGAUGAAGAGUCGGAUGAUAACGCGUACCAGGACUCGGAUGAUGACGCGAUUGUGGGCGAUUUGGAAAUGGACGAUUAGAGCACGCACGUCACCAUUUAUUUACUUCCGUGAACCAAUCUGCCAAUUGUAUUUUAGUAUUUCUAUCAAUUGUUUAUUUCUCCAUUGUUUUGUUUUGCUGUCGUGAGUUUAUCUUACCCCGGCGACUUUGCGGGGUUGAGCGGUUCAGCUGCUGCGGCAAUGUCACCCACCAACCUCAUCGCGAUGCUCAUCGCCUACUUGUCCAUAUCAGAUGCAUCGGCAGCCAUCCCAACUCUUCAAUUUUUAUUCCCUGCCAUUUCUCAUUCUGCACUGAUUUUAUUUGUCCUCGUUCGUUGUGACGGCUAUAUGGAGUCUUUUGGCCUGCUAAUUUGGUAUAUCUUAUUGCUUUGAUUCAUCUGGGCGAAUACUUGUCGGAAUUCGUCAUAGGGCGCGAAAAGCCCAAAUCGGAUUUUUUUUUGUUCUCGCCCUUUACUUU
Myxozyma melibiosi is the source of this 1456-nucleotide messenger RNA. RefSeq names its product Maf1 regulator-domain-containing protein. Lineage: Eukaryota; Fungi; Ascomycota; Lipomycetes; Lipomycetales; Lipomycetaceae. Gene Ontology annotation, cellular component: nucleus. Gene Ontology annotation, molecular function: RNA polymerase III core binding. Bases 205 to 1020 code for a protein of 271 amino acids. Gene Ontology annotation, biological process: negative regulation of transcription by RNA polymerase III. The transcript has 3 exons. The record is from RefSeq and is a predicted model, not a curated record.